AUGGUGCUCCAAGCGAAUAAUAACAAUUCGAAAAAGAAAAUGGAAAAAAAGUCUUCCAACGAUGUGGAUACUACCGAAAACAUUAACAUCAUCAGAAAAAUUAUUGACGAUUUUGAAAAUCAAGCUAAAACCGAUAAGAAGCUGAAAAAGAAAUUGAGGAAUAGGAUUAUCAGUACUAGUGAUAGUACUCUUAGUCAUAAAGAAUGCAGGCAUCCAAAACGUUCCCAGGUGUCACCAAAGCCAUCUCACAGCCUCCGGGGAAGCCUUAUGUACAGACUCAACAAUUGCACUACUCGUUAUUAUGACCCUUGGAACGAGAACGACAAUGCGUUCUCGGAUAAAACAGUCGGCAACAAUGUUUAUAUUAAUUUCAUGGAGAAUUGUGAUAAUGAAAAUACCGAAGGAAAUCGGUUUGUCCAAGAUGCUGAGUAUGUCUGUUUACAGGGUGGUUACAGGUUUCAGUCCUUAUAUUGAAAUUUAUAGAUUAGAAUUAAAUUAUAAAAUUAUAACCUUUCAAUUUUUUUUUUUUUUUAAUUUUUUCUUUGUGCCAACACUUGAGCUGAUAAUAUAAGGCAACUUUGUAGAUAGGUACCGAAAAUACCAGUCGUUCUAGGGACUUAACGUAUGCCGGUUCUUG
Messenger RNA from Ceutorhynchus assimilis (cabbage seed weevil), 637 nucleotides. The record is from the annotation of a GenBank genome assembly. NCBI's taxonomy places the organism in Eukaryota, Metazoa, Arthropoda, Insecta, Coleoptera, Curculionidae.